AUGGCGCCCAUUCCAAAGACUCAAAGAACUAUUCACGAUGACUCUACCUCUAUUGGUAGACGCUUCGUUGAUCUUGCCAAGUUUCUGUCCUCACUAAAAGGCGACUUGGAUCUCGCAAAUGUCACAGCUCCUCCAUUCUUCCUCGCCCCAUCUUCAGUUGUAGAAAACCCAGGAAGCUGGGCUCAACGACCAUGCCUUUUUACAGCCCCUACCAACGAACUCGAUCCAGCAAAGCGAAGCUUGUCGGUUCUACAAUUAUUCCUUGCAGGUCUUCGAAGUCAGCUGUACGUGGCUGGUGCACCCAACGUCAGCAUCAAGAAACCUCUCAACGCAUUCCUCGGUGAACAGUUUCUUGCUUCAUGGACCGAAGGAGACAGUAACACGAGAUUAGUCGUCGAGCAGGUCAGCCAUCAUCCACCAAUCACUGCUAUGCAUAUUGCCAGUGAAGGCAUCAGAGCAGAUGGAUACGGCAGAGUCGAGAUGACGUUUAAUGGAAACAUCAACAUUCGUCAGAUGGGCCAUGCAAUCAUUCACCUGGAUAGAUUCGACGAAGAUUAUCUGGUCCCACUUACGGAUGUCACCGUACGAGGAUUUAUGUCUGCCUGUCUUUAUCCAGAGAUCAUCGGCACAUACACCAUCAAUUCAAGUUCGGGAUAUGUCUCAGAGAUUGAUUUCUCAGGAACAGGCUUCUUCAGGGGAAAGAGGAAUUCUUUCGAAGCGAGGGUCUACCACAAAGAUCAACCCAAAAAGAUUUGCUACAAGGUUUCUGGCGUGUGGAGCGAGGGCUGGAAGAUUACCGAUGCCAAUGGCAAGGUGGAGAUAUAUACUGUUGAACCAGAAACAUCAUCCAUGAACAUCAAUCCCAUCGAAAAGCAAGACCCACGGGAAUCAAGACGAGCAUGGGGAGAUGUCAUUUCAGCUCUGCAACAAGGGAAUUAUAGAGACGCAUCUGCAGCGAAACAUACAGUGGAGGAAGCCCAACGACAAAAGAGGAAAGAAGAAAAGGCUUCAGGAAAGAUAUGGCAGCCAGCUUUGUUUAAUAGUGUUCCGGGAGAGGAGCAUGACGUGUUUCAUCGGUUAUCAAAAGGUACCAAGUGGCAGCUUUAUGAUGAAGAGACGAGAGGAGUUUGGAGACUUAAUGAGGAGAGUUUACAUCAAGUAGAUGCUAGAGAUUGAGAUGAUUUGGAAUAGAUACCCGUUUAGAUUAGUUUAUGAGAUGAUCUGACUAUUUACCACA
Messenger RNA from Fusarium graminearum PH-1, 1237 nucleotides. RefSeq lists its product as uncharacterized. The transcript is spliced from 2 exons. The record is from RefSeq and is a predicted model, not a curated record. The coding region runs from base 1 to 1176 and encodes 391 amino acids. Gene Ontology annotation, molecular function: oxysterol binding. Gene Ontology annotation, cellular component: membrane; intracellular membrane-bounded organelle; cytosol. NCBI's taxonomy places the organism in Eukaryota, Fungi, Ascomycota, Sordariomycetes, Hypocreales, Nectriaceae. Gene Ontology annotation, biological process: endocytosis; exocytosis; maintenance of cell polarity.